AUGGCGUCGUCAGGAAAGGAUAAGAUCAACAUGCUUGGUGACGCACAGGUCGAUCAGCUUGACAGGGACCUUCGCGAGUUUAGGAGGGAUCUGGGCACACUGGCUGAUAAGCAGAUCGCCAAGCAGCACGACGCCGCGCGGCGCGAUUCGGCGACAGUGCGUACGACGCAAGAUAAGCUAAACGAAUUGAGGCGACUGGAGCAGGAUUUUUUGGCUGAGGAGCAGAGCAUCUUGAAACAGCAAGAGGAGCAGCAGGAUGACCUGGACCGGCAGUGUGAAGAGAUGGCAAGGCUGGGUCUGGACAAAGCGAUGCUGGUGCCUCAGCUAGAGAAGGCGAAGGAUUUUGUUGCAGAAUUGGAGGCGGACGUGCAGGCAGAGGAUGAAGCUCUCGAGAACGCAGAGGAGGUUCAGCAACAGCGCAUCGAUGCCCUGCUGUCAGUCGUGAUAAAGUUCAGAGAAGCCUUUGGCCUUCGCUUCGAUCCCACUCCUGGUGCGUUCUCACCACACCUUCAUUUCUCAAGCCUGGUGCAUUCCUUGCUUGGCAUUCUACAAGACCUCUCCGCCCUCACUACCUUCCUCGCUCUCUUUUUUUCCCUUUCUCUUGAUGAUUCCUCUCGUGCCUCCCUCUUCUGA
Messenger RNA from Closterium sp. Naga37s-1, 633 nucleotides. NCBI's taxonomy places the organism in Eukaryota, Viridiplantae, Streptophyta, Zygnematophyceae, Desmidiales, Closteriaceae. The record is from the annotation of a GenBank genome assembly.